Molecule: messenger RNA, 2045 nt
Organism: Oncorhynchus gorbuscha (pink salmon)
Lineage: Eukaryota; Metazoa; Chordata; Actinopteri; Salmoniformes; Salmonidae
Product: gastrula zinc finger protein XlCGF17.1-like
Exons: 3
Coding region: 1-1125 (374 amino acids)
Biological process (GO): regulation of transcription by RNA polymerase II
Cellular component (GO): nucleus
Molecular function (GO): RNA polymerase II cis-regulatory region sequence-specific DNA binding; DNA-binding transcription activator activity, RNA polymerase II-specific
Source: RefSeq, a predicted model, not a curated record
AUGAGCUCCCUAAACUACUCCCCUCCUAUUAAAGAAGAGGCGGUCGGCUGGACGGAGAAAGAAGCUCAUUCAGUGAAAGAAGAGAAAGACGUUUCAGUGAAAGAAGAGGAAGACGCGUUCAGAGUGAAAGAGGAGGAGGAUGUUACAGUAAAAGAAGAGGAGGAUGCAGUUUAUGGAGUGAGGAAGGAAGGGGAUAUUAAUGUCACAUUGGUAGAGGUGAAGAUAGGGGAUCUGAUUAACACCAGAGAGAGACGGGACUACCGUGGGUCCUCUGGGGAGCCUCAACAACCUCAUGAUGCUGACAAAGCAGAGAAGACUCUCUCCAGAUCAGAACACGUCAAGAAACCCCAGCAGAGAUCCACAGGGAAGAGAACUCACUGCUGCUCUGACUGUGGGAAGAGAUUCACCACCUCAUCAGGCAUUAAAAUUCAUCAGAGAAUCCACACAGGAGAGAAACCUCACGGCUGUGAUCAAUGUGGGAAGAGUUUUACUCAGCUAAGCAGCCUGAUAUUGCACCAGAGAACACACACGGGCGUGAAACCGUACAGCUGUGAUGAAUGUGGGAAGAGUUUUACUCAGCUAAGCAGCCUAAUAUCACACCAGAGAACACACACAGGCGAGAAACCUUAUAGCUGUUCUGAAUGUGGGAAGAGUUUUACUCAGCUAAGCGGCCUGAUAUCACACCAGAGAACACACACAGGAGAGAAACCUUAUAGCUGUGAUGAAUGUGGGAAGAUGUUUACUAGGUCUAGCAAUCUGACUCUACACCAGAGAAUACAUACAGGAGAGAAACCUUUCAGCUGUACUCAAUGUGGGAAGAGUUUUACUAAGCUAAGCAACCUCAUAUCACACCAGAGAACACACACAGGAGAGAAACCCUAUAGCUGUGAUCAAUGUGGGAAGAGUUUUGUUCAAUCUAGCUAUCUGAAGAUACACCAGAGAAGACACACAGGAGAGAAACCUUUUAACUGUACUCAAUGUGGGAAGAGUUUUAUUUUAUCUAGCCUUCUGACAGUACACCAGAGAACACACACAGGAGAGAAAUCUUAUAGCUGUAAUCAAUGUGUGAAGAGUUUUGCUACAUCUGGGCAGCUGACAAUACACCAGAGAACACACACACAAUAGAAAUCCUUUAGCUCUAAUUGAAGUGGGAAGAGUUUUACUCUGUUAAACAGCCUGGUACGACACCAGAGAACACACAGGAGAGAAAUAUCUUAGCUGUAAUCAAUGUAGGAAGAGAUACUCUGAUAAAAGUUAUCUGAUCAAACAUCAGAAAAUACAUGUAGUUGUUUCAUGAUAUCAAUGAAAUCAUGUCACAAUGUAGAAUGUUUUACAUUGUAGUAGGAGUAUUUUAAUGAUGUCACAAUGUAGAAGCCUAAAUGUUUGCCCCUUUAUCAAUUGAUUUCAACAUGAUAUAGAUAUUAGCCUCAGGGGAAAAAUCCAGGCUCAGAAUUGAAAGUUGAGUUGUGUUACACUUACCACGUUGAUGACCUACUUGAAUCAAAAUGCAACACUCCAACAUGUAGCUAGCUGUUUUCUUCAAAUUGUCCUCUAUCCAGUGAUGUACACAUUACUCCCAGAUUCCGUGGGGUUUUUGAGCUGUUAGUUUUAACAGGACUUGCAACCUCAUCUCCCUCCUUUCGCAGUUGAUUUCAACAUGAUAUCGAUGAGUUAUGACACAUAAGUGUUGCAUUCCUUUGUUUAGCGACCCCUAAAUUAAAAUGCAUCACUCAAAUGUAGCUGAAUGUCUUCUGCAGGUUGUGCUCUAACCAGUGAGGUAAAAGACAUCUCAAAUGUCCAUGUGUUUUUUAGUUGUGUUAGUUUCAACAGCACGUACAACCUAGUCGAUAUUAGUGAUGUAUUGCUACUUGUCAAAACAACAACGUUUCUGGUGCUUGUGCAGUUUAUAUGGUGCUUGUUUAAACAAAUACAAGUAAUAUGAUUAUUGUGUCAGAUGAUUGUGGAUAUUGCACAUUUUAUGUUUAGGUUUUCAAUUUAUCCCAAACUGUUUCUGCAUAUUAGUUAUUGAUUUGGACAGGUUAAAA